Messenger RNA from Penicillium malachiteum, 2916 nucleotides. RefSeq lists its product as uncharacterized. NCBI's taxonomy places the organism in Eukaryota, Fungi, Ascomycota, Eurotiomycetes, Eurotiales, Aspergillaceae. Gene Ontology annotation, cellular component: extrinsic component of membrane; Atg1/ULK1 kinase complex; cytosol. Bases 1 to 2916 code for a protein of 971 amino acids. Gene Ontology annotation, biological process: piecemeal microautophagy of the nucleus; mitophagy; protein localization to phagophore assembly site. The record is from RefSeq and is a predicted model, not a curated record. The transcript has 3 exons.
AUGCAUCAAAACCGAGGCCCCUCGUCGGUGCCGGCGCCUAGGUUCCCCUCCAAUCCAAACAUCCCAAGCACUCUGGGCACGGUUCGCAAUGACCCCAGAGACUCAGACUCGGCGCCACCUUCCCCCACCGUUGACUUAAGAACAUACCAGACUCGUGGAUUAGGCAUCGGUCCUGGGACAAGUCAUUCUGGACAAACAAGAGGGCUCGCUCCUCCACGUGAAGCUAUGGUCAAGCUGAGCCAGAUUGUAUCGAGCUACUUCGCAAAAUCAGCUUUGAUAAUUAUUAGUUCUCGUGUAGAUCUUCCCCUCUCCUACAGAGGGGAUGAUCCGGAACCGAGAAUCAACCGCUGGUUCAAUGUCGAGAUAGAUGAUACCGAUGUCCUGCGAGAUCCGUUGACGAUAUGGCGAACUUGCGAUCUCAUGACCGAUCGACCACCGCCCCUCAUCAUCGAAACAUACAUAACUACCGAAGCUCUUGCGGAUAAUCAAUGUCUCGCCAUUCUGGACGAUUUUGGAAAGCGAUGGGAUGUUCGUGAAUCCCUUGCGAACUUGAAAGGCAAGGGUUCCAAGCAAAGCCAGCCAAAAUCAGACGAGAUCAUCCUGGAACGAUGGAAAAUGGAGUUGACGCCUUCGUCAGGCAGUCCUUCUGCUGACAUGGGAUCCAACCUGCCGAAUGUAUACAAGAAGAGCAUCGUGAUAUUCCGAUCCUUGUUCACUUAUUCCAAGUUCUUGCCCGCAUAUAGGUUCUCAAAGCGCAACGCAAAGAUGCAAACCAGUCCCGCUUUGCAGAUUCAAUAUCGGAUUGUGGAAAGAUCUCGACAAGAACCAGAGUUUGACAGCUUAACAGUUCCGUUGUAUAAUGGGCAGGAUGAUGUGGUCGAUAAAUACAACUUUGGAGUGGCAGACUGCCCUGUCGGUCGUUUCUCCGCUGAGGUCUUGUAUCGGACGAAUUGUGAUUUCCGAGUCGAGGAUUCAGAGGCGCUCUUGAGUUCCCGCUUCAUGGGGGAUACUGAGGAUCUCUUUCGGCCCUCCUUGCCUAGAGAGCUUAUGCCUAAUGUCGGUGCCAACCCUGAAGUUGGAUCGGUUCCUGUUGGGAGAAGAGCGGUAGAGGAUCCAGAUAUUUCGCGUGCGUAUGGGAGCAUGUCAACAUACCACCACGGAGGUCCAGGAACUGGCACAAGUCCAAUUUCAGCGUUGCGUGCUGUAAGAGAUAUUGGUCCAAAUUCCCCCUCGCCCACGGAUUCAUCGUUUAAUAAGAAGCUGCUGCCUCCUGCAAAUAUCGGGGCUGUAGGAGGUCGGACUGCUCAACUUGCAAGUGAGGGUGCAAGUGCAAGAUCUGCUCGUCGCCCAUCCAUUUCAUUCCAACCUUUUAAAGCACCUCCCCUCUCUGCCUCUCCCGCUUUGGCCGACACACCUCUGGGCGUUUCUCCCCGAACCGCUUCUGCACCACGAGGAGGCUCUACAGGAACAUCUGUGAACUCCCGGUUCAUGCCCCCUCCUUCUACUGCUGCCUCAGCACGUCGACCCUCCUCUAUUGUUGCAGAGCAAGCCAUUUCCUCCUCCAAUUCCGCCUCUCCAAAGCCGGCUCCAAUCUCCCGAUUUAGUAGUUCCUUCAGCCACCGUCGUGGCCGUCCAUCUUCCGGUGGAGUGCCAAAGAUCGACGAUGACAAUUCCAGCGGCAAGGCGAGUGCUGCGUCAUCUAAUGUCCAGCCUGGUUCUGGCUCACUGGUAGACGCCACUGGGACAAGUGCAGAAUCCAUUCACGCGGAAGACGAAAACAUUCGUGAGUUCCUGAAACUUCUCGACUCCCAGAAAGAUCUGUUCGAUCGACCUGGCUCUUCCACCCACGGGGCCAGCUCCCAGGGACCUCGCAUAAUUAAUCUCGGACCUUAUCAACGUAUGCGUGCAUCAUUUGCUACAUUGGCAGAUUCGAUGAUGGCAUCCACUCACUUGCAACGUUCAUCGCCAUCCUCGAGCAAACAGCUUUCCGGGGUACCUCCCAUGGUUGCUGGUACUUCGAUAUCCUCGGCCUCUUCUCCUGGCAAACCCAUCUCUCCCCAUACCCCACAUACACCUGCUAUCAGAUCACGCCUGAGCUCGAACAGUGUGGCAGAUGAUAUUCAAGGUGAAUUGGGUCACCGACUUCCUCGAAUUGAGCCAGAAUCUCCUUUAGAAGAGAAUCCCAGCAGGGAGACAACGCAACGUGACCCAGCUACUGCAGCUGCGAUCGAUAUCCCGACCUCCCCACAACCCUUCGCACCAGCCUAUCGUCGCUCUAGUUCCGCCGCCCAGCGCGGACGAACUACCGUCCCUGAUGAUGACGAGAUUUUCACGUAUGGCAUUCGAAGCGUCAGUCUUGGGGGAGCCUAUCGGCGCGAGAGUGAUGGUGGCGACGUAGACGCCGCUCAACCUGGAGCCGGUCCAGCUUUAUGGGCAGAGGACCCCAGUGCCAGAACUGCACGUGGAGGCCCAGCUACAUCUACACGAAGUCGAGAGGCUACAGUCCUGCGAGAGCAGACUGUCUCGGUACCAGCUGCGGCAUCCACAUCAUCCAAUGUGCCGCAUCUGUACCAGCCCCGUUUCUCUGCACCUGGUCGAGGAUCCUGCGAUGGUCCUCAAUCCCUCAGCUCUGCAUCGAGCAGCCUUGCCCGCGGAGCUACCAUCCCGCCUCAUCUCACUGAACGAGAUGCAGAGCGGGAUGGAAAUGCCAGCGGUAGCAAUAGCGGGAUCUCGAUGGAGAUGCGGCUUGCUUCCCGUCGACCUAGCCGCCACCCUCCUCCAUCCCAGUAUGAGGAUGAUGAGCCCCUGCUCUUUGCAAUGAGCGAUUUCGGGGGCCCUCGCCGCAGCGUGGAGGAAAAUCGUCUGAGCAAUCACGGCGGUGGCUCCACUGGUAGCGCUCGACGAGCCAGGUGGUAG